AUGCGCUUCUCAACAUCUGCUUUGGCGAGUGCCGUCUUUUUUGCCUUCUUUGCUGACGCGCGCUAUCAUGACUCUUGCACUUGCCACAACGGCGGGACUUACAACUGGCGUCUGACCACCAAAGCAUGCGAUUCGGAGAGGGCCUUGCUCGCUCAACAGAAAAGUUGGGGAAGCGUCCAAUACGACACUCCCAGCGGAAGGUGUCGGUCGGUUGGAGUCACAGAUCUGAUCUCUGGUGAUGACUUUGAAACGCUCUGCAAGGCGGUUGCGUCGCAAGUCGGCUUCCCGUGCGCGUUCGACAACUCAUUGACCUGCUACGCCGACCCGGACGCCGUUUCCUCUUGGUGCGAUUAG
This is a messenger RNA of Colletotrichum higginsianum IMI 349063, 354 nucleotides long. RefSeq lists its product as uncharacterized. The coding region runs from base 1 to 354 and encodes 117 amino acids. The record is from RefSeq and is a predicted model, not a curated record. Lineage: Eukaryota; Fungi; Ascomycota; Sordariomycetes; Glomerellales; Glomerellaceae. The transcript is spliced from 5 exons.